GCAGCCCCCGGCGCGGGCGGAGGUGGCGGCGCUGAGCCCGGAGCAGCAGCAGCGCUGGGCGCGGCUCCUGGCGCGACACGCGGGGUGACAGCCACGCGCACCCUGACGCGCCUCUUCCUGGUGCACAGCGUCCCCGAGUCGCUCAAGUUCGCCUUCCUGUUCUACCUGCUGACCUACGUGGGGGCCGUGUGCAACGGGCUGACGCUGCUGGCAGCGGGUGUCGUCUGCGCCUUCACCUUCCCCGUGCUCUACCGGCGCCACCAGGCCCAGAUCGAGCAGCACCUGAGUCUGGUGAGGAGCCACCUGAGCCACCUGCGAGCCAGGGUCCUGGCCAAGCUCCCAAGUGCCAAAGUGAAGCCGCAGUGACACCCCUGUCCCCAGCUGUCCCCAGCUGUCCCCGACGCCACCCCGAGGUGACAGCGGGGGGGGGGGGGGGGGUGUCCCCAAAA
This is a messenger RNA of Hirundo rustica (Barn swallow), 449 nucleotides long. Its product is annotated as reticulon-1-A-like. Lineage: Eukaryota; Metazoa; Chordata; Aves; Passeriformes; Hirundinidae. The record is from RefSeq and is a predicted model, not a curated record. The transcript has 6 exons. The annotation marks the transcript as partial.